Molecule: messenger RNA, 1188 nt
Organism: Marasmius oreades (fairy-ring Marasmius)
Lineage: Eukaryota; Fungi; Basidiomycota; Agaricomycetes; Agaricales; Marasmiaceae
Exons: 1
Coding region: 66-1040 (324 amino acids)
Source: RefSeq, a predicted model, not a curated record
CUCACACCUCCAUCAAUUCAGCCACAUCUCUACUUUGUCUACCCUCGUCUACCUCAUUCCUCAACAUGCGACCUCUCACUUCUAUUGUUAUCUUACACGCUCUAUGUUUCGUCUAUGCUGCACACCUUGGUGAACUGAGUCAUGGCCGCGUAUCUGAUCGAAACAUCAAAGCCGUUCCUGAUCUGAAGCCUCCCACCCCGCUUAUCUCAAACUCGAACACGAACGAUACAGACCACGCCCAGACGCGCCAGAUUCAUAAUGCCGAUUACAGCACUAGUCAGAAACCCGCUACGCAAAAUAGCGACUCAAAUUCUACCACUCCUGCAGAAUCCUCGUCGCCACAUCCUUCAAAGGACUCGAGUCAAGAUGAACACCAGAAACGCGAGCCCCAUCGUCACCUAACUCCAAGCGAGAAAGAAGCUGGGUUCAGCUCUCAAUCUCGCGCGGUGCAGAGUGCCCCGAUCCAUCCUGGUCCACGUUCUAUGGGAUUUGUUCAUGCACUAUCCGGGCGUGCUUUCGCGGCCAACACAGGCGGAAGUCGUGCUGUCUCUUCCAGGCCUGUCGCAUCGCCUCCUGCAGAGUCUCCAACUCUCAAGCAAUCAGAGGCACCUGGCAUGCUCGAACAAAUGGUAUCCUCGGCGCCGCAUAAACGUGACGCACCACUUGAUCCACUUGAUGCCCUUAUUUCACCUCCCGCUGCCAAACGCGCUAGUCCACCAGCGUCUUCAUCUACACCUUCCUCGCCACUUGUGUCUUUACCUCCUGCCUUUACACCCCCUCCUCUACCAAGCGGUGCUCCACACUCAAUGACUCCCAAGCGCGAUGUUACCACUCUAUCCGAAACUCUAUUGUCUCGCUGGACUUCGGCAUUUAACAAUCGUGCAGUUAGCCUGGACACGCCACAGCCUAUAGCAAGCAAGCAAAUUUUUGUCCCCGGUUCUCCGCGGUUUGCUAGAAGGUGGUUGGAAAUUCGCAGAGAACUGAGAGCUGACGGCGGUCGGAAGAUGAAGAAGAUCAGGAAACCGUUGAAUUGUUCAUGAUAACUCCUUUUGGGAUGCCUUGAUACAAAUAUAUGCGCGCUUCGCGCUGUACUUCUAUGGUGUUGUACCGAUCUCCCUAUAUCACUUCUACGUAUCCUCCAGCCAAUGCCUACUCGUUCUUUAAAAGAUUAGUAUGAUGUUUGUACGC